CCAACGAAUUUAUUAGUCCAUGAUUAGCGAGCAAGUUAAGAAGCGGAAUAGGUUCGUUCGUCCGUUGAUGUUGAGAGUUUCCUUUUUUUAGUUUCAUAAAUUAAAUUUUUGUUGCUGUUGCUCCUAAGAGUCAUCAAGUGAAUGGUUAAAAUAAAAUUAAAAUUGUGGUGAAUAGCACAAUUAUGUUCGCCGUUUACGUAUUCGUCUCGUUUAACUCGUACUCCGCCGUUUGCGUCGCAGCCACCGCUACCGCCACCGCCGCCGCGCGGGAUUAAAACUGUAUCUUCAUCUCAUAAUCAGCUCAACUUUAUAACAAAUUAAUAUAAAAUUUCAUUUUAAAUCAUCGAAUUUUGUUUGCAACAACGUUUUUUGGAUAUUACACUUAUAAAUAAGAAAUCAAAAACUAAUCAACACUGCAACACCACACCAGAGAACCAGACAAUCAACAGUCAUCAGUUUUUCGCCUCAUCAGCAUAAAAAUAUACAUUUGAAAAACAAAAUCGUAAAAAAAAAACCAAAAACACAAAAUUGCAAUCGUGACUGCAACUUAUCUAAUAUUGAACCGCAAAUGAAUAUGAAACUCAAACUCAUGGAUAAAAAUUCAAUUCCAUCGAGUAAAGAACGCGUGUACGCCGUUACGAUCGUGUGAAUUAAUUUCCCAAAAAAAAUAAUUAAAGAAAAAUCCUAAAAUCUACAAAAUAAAAUUAAGAAAAAAAAAAAACAGUGAAUUCGACAAAAAGAAAUCAAACUGCCGCUGUCGCUGCCUCUCUGCCUGCCGCCAUUAAAACGACGACGACGCUGAAGCUGACGCCGACAACGACAACGACAACUACGAAAACGACGGACGAGAAAAAUUCGUAGGAAAUUCUUAAUUUGUUUUUGCUGUUCGAAUUCCGAGCGAAAUUAUGCCAAAAAUACACAAUCAUGGUGAAUUUCCACUGCCAGAUGGUUGGGAUGUUGCUAAGGAUUAUGAUGGAAAAAUUUACUAUAUUGACCACAAUACUAAGAAGACAACAUGGCUGGAUCCACGCGAUCGAUACACAAAGCCACAAUCUUUUGAGGAUUGUAUUGGCGAUGAGCUUCCCGUUGGUUGGGAAGAAGCUUAUGACACAAAUAUCGGUCGUUAUUAUAUUAACCACAUUAGUCAAACCACACAAUUGGAGGAUCCAAGACAAGAAUGGAAGAGUGUCCAAGAGGCGAUGCUUCGAGAUUAUCUCAACGCCGCACAGGACGUUCUGGAGAAGAAGAGAGAAAUGUAUGAUGUUAAACAACAGCGUUUGCUAAUUGCCCAAGAUGAAUUCAAUCAUUUGAAUACUUUGGCCGCUAGUCGUAGUAGUUUAUGUUCAUCAUCAAGCUCGAUCAAUACCCGCCAUGAUCCGGACCUUUUGCGCGCUGAUCUAGUCUUAGCCAAGGAGCGCGUUCGUCGUCUGAAACAAGAACUUCAUCACAUCAAUACUGACAUAUCGUACACCCAGCGGGGCGUUAAUACCCUCUAUUCGGUGGGCGAAAAGAUCAAUGCCCGCCAAAAUGGUUGCUACGACAUUGCAGAAGUUCAAGCCAUCCGCGAAGAAAUGCUCAAGGUGCAAAAAUCACUCGUAUCCGGUGAAAAGGUACGCGAAGAACUCAUGCAAAGUCUAGUACAAAUCAAAAACGAGCUCAGCCGACAGCAAUAUAGCGAAGAAGCAGCUGCAGAUCUACUCAAUGCCACCUCACCAUUUGAUCGGGUUUGUGUAGCGUCACAAACCGACCUCUGCGGAGCGGCUAAUGAUAGCAUGAACAGCGGAGCUAGAUUCGCUGAAAUGUUCAAAACCAAACUGCAAUACAGUGAAUGGCGCAAACGAAUCAAGCAAUUGCAACAACAGUUGGCCGAUCAUGUGGAACGCAUCGAGCCCGGCCAAUUAGAAUCGGACAAAGAUCGUUUGCUUUUGAUUCAAGAAAAGGAGAAGCUGCUGACAGAGCUGAAGAGCAUUUCGAUGAAAAACAAAUCCCAACAGGAGAUCCUAAUGAUCGCACAGACGAGACGAAAAUUGGAAGAGGAUCUGAACGAAGCAUAUGAGGCUACCAAUCAAUGCAUUGCCAACCGCUUGAGGUUGCACGAAGAAAAACAAACACUUCUUGCUAAGCUGCAAGAGGCACUCAAGUCAACAAAAAUGCUGGAAGAACGACUCAAGUCAUUCUCAUCCGAGAGCACCUUCUCGAUCAGCAGUGGCUCCAGUUUGGGCUCACUAUCAACUGCCAGCAGCAAGAGUGCCCUCAGCUUCACAGACAUCUACCUGGAUCCAUUGUCAGUGGAUCCACAAAUCGAUGUGGUCGAUCUGCAUCGAAGGUCACAAGGCCUAUUCCAGAUGCAAUCUGCCAUGUCAUUAUCUCCUCGUAGCAGUUUGUCAAUGGAAACACCACCAGCGUCUCCAAUGAAAUACACCGAUACCCCCAAGGAGGAGCCAACAUACGCAAAUGCGUCCAACUUCAAUUUGCCACAGCAACAACAAAAACAAAAAACACCAAACUACGAUCUGGAUUCAGCAGUUCUGGACGUUAUGAUGUUGGAGGAGAAGCUCCACGACCUAAAGACGGUGCCAAUCAAUCUAGCCGCCCCAUUGUCACCCAUCUACGAGAAACCAUCCCUGCUAGAUCUGCCUCAAGAAAUGCUCAGUCGAUCAUCGUCCACAUCGAACACCCGGUCAGUUUCUGCUGCGGUUAGUAAUGAGUCUGUGGCCGGUGAUUCAGGAGUAUUCGAAGCGUCACGAGCUCAUUUGCCGCGAAAGGAACUUGCUCAAGUUCAAAUUGGCUUGAAAUACUUUAAGAACGAGGCUAUUUUCGUAGUUUCCCUUGAGAGAGCAAAUAAUUUAGCAGCAUUGCUGACCACUGCGACGGACAAUUCUCAGGUGUACCUUCGUGCUGCUCUCCUGCCGAAUUCCCUGCAAUCCAUUCGAACAAAAAACGUUUCCGACUUCCAUAAGCCAAUGUUUGGUGAUAAUUUUGCUGUGCCAAUUUCGUUGAGUAAACUACUCACGAAAAAUCUUCACGUUACCGUGAUUUGUGUUACUGGCCAAAAAGAAGAGAUCAUUGGAACUGUUCACAUAAGUUUGGCUGAAUUUAAUGCUGAUGACUCCACACUCAAAUGGUACAACGUCCUCAGCUCAAGAUUUAUGCCCAGCUUUGAUGGCAAAGAGGAAUCUUCCGACGAAUCAACAAUAACUUCAUCCCAAACAUCGACUCUAACGAGAAACCAAGCUCCUCCGUUCGAAAUGCAAGCACAGAUCGCCGAAGAACUCAAAGAGUAUUUAAAUUUGAAUGACGAUGCUGAAGAGGAAGACGAAGAAGAUGAGCCCGAAGAAGAGGAAGAAGAUGCUACUGGCGGUGAUUAUGCUGAAUUAACGAGAAAAAUGCUAGAUGCCUAUAUGAAUAACGUAAAACAAGAGUACGCCGACAAAGAAACGAAUACCGAGUGUGCCUUCCCCCCAGAGAAAUGCCGAGCCAGGCUAAGUGAUCCCACCUCCCAACAGCAGCAGCAACAGCAACAAUCAGCCAUUGACGACAGACCCGUCAAGCGAUCACAAACUUUUACGCCUAGCGCUGCUGUUGGUAAAAGUCGUUAUACCUGCCGAUUGAAUCGUAGUGAUUCGGAUUCUGCUAUGCACUUUGGUGUUACACCACAUCCAUUCCAUAGAGGAGCCGUUGAAAGGAGAUCACUGCGAUUCCACACAAAGACUUCAAAACCAGUCACAAAACUUCAUCAUACUCAUAUCCCAAGAACAAGCUUAGAUCUAGAGUUGGAUCUUCAAGCGCAACAUAGCAAAUUAGAUUUUCUUAACGAUGAAAUUAUUAAGUUGCAGAAUUUAAAACAAACCCUUGAACAAGCCCGAGAUAAUCGAGAUACAAAGAUAGCAACAUGGGCAAUGGAAAAUGAAGAAUUCCAAAGAUUAGUUGAACGUGCAGAUCCUGCUAAAUGCCCUGAAGAAAAACAACUUCAACGAUUGCUGCAUAAAACAUCAAAGGAAAUCUAUAAAUUGCGCAAGACCAAAGUUGCCAAAGGAUCAGUAGAUUUGGUCUCUUUCAAAGAAAAAAUUGCCUUCUUCACCCGCAAAGGCCUUUCAGUGCCCGAAUUACCCAUGGAAUUCAUGGUAAACGAAGAAGAUGUCAUCGAAGAAGAUGAAGCUGAAUAUGAAAAUGAUGGUUACAAUACAAAUCAACCACCCGCAAUAGCAAUCAAUACAGCUCUUGUAGAAGCCAGCACCAAUAGUCUACCAACAAAGAAUCUCAUAGUUGCAUCCUCAUUGCCACCAUCAGUAGUUUCUUCAUCUGUUUCAUCCUCAUCUGCAUCAACAACAACAACAUCAACACCAAUAUCCACACCAUCUAAAACACCAUCCGCACCAUCUGCCAAUUGCAUGCCAAGGGAAUUACCAUCCUAUGCAGCUGCAACAGCUGCUUCAAAAUCAAGAGCCGCAGCAGCAGCAGCAGCGGCGGCUGCUGCCCUAGCGGCUACAACAGCAGCAACAAAUGCAUGUCAACCAUCAACAUCAGCAGCUGCUCUAGCAGCAGCAGCAGCUGCACCAGUCACAACAACGUCCAGCAAUACAGAUGAAGCUUCCAAUUCCGAAAACAGUCGGUUUGAUUAUGUAGUAGAUCGAACCUAUGGCGUUGAGGUCUAAAAGGAGCUUCAAAAACUAUUUGAUUGGAAUUUGUUGUAAAAAGAACACACAUACAUUUUAUUUGGUAUUCAAAAAAAAUAAACAAAAUUGUUAAUAUUCAAAUCUAAUUAUGUGUAAUUUUAAAAAUAAGACUUUUAAAAAGAAAAAAGGUUUUCAAAAAAAACAUACAAAUUAGUAAAAACUGAUAAUCUAUUGUGCCUUAAAGAGGAUUAAUUUUUGUAUUCUUUUAUCAAAGGACAUUUGAAUAUUUAAAAAAAAAAUUAAAAAUAAAACAAAACAAAAAUAAAAUUAACAAAUUUUGUAAAUUUAAGUUUAUUUAAAUUAAAUUAUAGAAACGCUAAUAUUAUGAUAUAUAUUUUUAUACAAAACCUAUAUAAUUAUUCAGAUAUAUAAAAUUUAAAUUUAUAAAUAUACCUACACGUAUAUUAACACUAUGUAAAUAAAUAAACAAUAUUUUAUAUUUUAUAAAACAAAACAAACAAAAAAAAACAAAAAAACAAAACAUUUUAAAUUAAAGCUUGCGUUUUUGUUGAGCUGUAUAUAAAUAACAUAUAUUAUAAAAUAUUUAAACAAAACAGAAAUGAAUUUAAUUAAUUAUUAAUAAUUAGUAUAUUAUAUUUUAUUUGCUAUAAAAUUGUAGUUAGCGAAGAGAUAUUACUAUGUAGUAUAGCUGCCUAUUCAUUGUUAUUUUAAAGUUAUGUAGUUUGUUAAAGAAAAUUCAAAAUAAACAAAAACAAAAAAACAACACUAAAUAAAUAUUAAUAAAUUAUAAACAACAAAAACAAAUCUAACAAAUUUGAGUAUAUUUUUUAUUUUCUCUUACAUUUAACAAAAAAAAGAAAAACAAAUAUUUUUAUAUUAAAAAUAAACAAACAAAACAAGAAAAAUAUGCAAAGCCCUUUAAACCACCAAAAUUAAUAAUAACUAAAAAAAAAACAAAAUAUAAAGAUUAGUUAUAUAUUUGUAUUUUGUUUAUAAAUAAUUAAAAACAAAAAAGGCUCUAAAAAUGCCAAUGUCUUGUAAUAUAUAAGUUCUUCUAUCCUGUCUUUUGCCUUUUUUUAAAGAAAAUAACACAUCUUUUUAGCAAUUGUGCAAUAAAACAAUGGAAACAUAAACUAAAAACUAAUUUAAACUAAAUAUUAAAAAAACUAAUUUUGUUUUUUAAAUAUAUAUUAUACAUAAAUAUAGACCUACUAAAGAGAACAAUGUGUCUGUAUUUAAAUCAGAACAAAUUAAAUUAAUUAAUUAUAUAAAUAUUAUUAUUA
Messenger RNA from Eupeodes corollae, 5920 nucleotides. RefSeq names its product protein kibra (gene kibra). Lineage: Eukaryota; Metazoa; Arthropoda; Insecta; Diptera; Syrphidae. The record is from RefSeq and is a predicted model, not a curated record. Bases 906 to 4655 code for a protein of 1249 amino acids. Gene Ontology annotation, cellular component: cytoplasm. Gene Ontology annotation, molecular function: kinase binding; molecular adaptor activity. The transcript has 10 exons. Gene Ontology annotation, biological process: cell migration; negative regulation of organ growth; regulation of DNA-templated transcription.